Messenger RNA from Sabethes cyaneus, 2147 nucleotides. Its product is annotated as solute carrier organic anion transporter family member 74D-like. The record is from RefSeq and is a predicted model, not a curated record. The coding region runs from base 75 to 2147 and encodes 690 amino acids. Gene Ontology annotation, cellular component: membrane. The transcript is spliced from 7 exons. Gene Ontology annotation, biological process: transmembrane transport; sodium-independent organic anion transport. Gene Ontology annotation, molecular function: protein binding. NCBI's taxonomy places the organism in Eukaryota, Metazoa, Arthropoda, Insecta, Diptera, Culicidae.
CCGGGAGAUCUGCUGAAUUAUAUAACGUUAGCGUAGUUUAAUUGUAUCAUACAUAGCUUAGUUGUGGAGUGAACAUGGUAAACUCAGAGAGCGGAGCUCCACGGCAAUCUGAGAAGUGGAAUGAGGAUGACGAAGCCUUGGACGAAGAUCAAGGGCAAUAUAUGCUACGGGAAGAUCAAGCCAGUGUCACCCAGGAAGAAACAAAACUAAGUCGAGAUACCACCUGCGGAUUAUGGAUCUUCAAAGGACCAUUUUUUCAAAAAUUCGCAACCAAAAACACUUACACUGUCCUGUACGGUUUGGUCGGGUGUUUGUUUAACGCCACAUUUGGCUACUUUAAUGCCACAAUCACAACGAUGGAGAAGCGCUUUGAAAUACCAAGCCGAAAUAGUGGCAUAAUUUCCGCUGGAAUCGAUAUGAGUAGUCUUUUCAUGCUGAUCAUCAUGUGUUACUACGCGGAUAAAGGACACCGGCCUCGAUGGUUGGCGUUCGGAGUGUUCACCAUUGUGGUAUUCUGUUGGAUGUCGGCAUUACCUCAUCUGCUGUAUGGACCAGGUGAAGCUGCGUUGUCCCUAACCAGCGAAUUUGGCGUGAACAACAACCAGAGCCAAACCAGAGAAGUACUCGAACAGCAUGAGGCGAAACUCCUGUGUCAGAGCCAGGGCACGCGAACUAUGGAUUGUGACGAUGUGCAAGGGAACCUUGCCCCGCAGCUGAUUUUACUGGUAGCGCAGUUGAUUUCCGGAAUAGGCAACUCGCUCUACUUUACGCUAGGAUUUACCUACAUGGAUGAUAAUGUAGAGAAGGCAAAAGCACCGGCUCUGAUUAGUAUAUCUUUCUUCAUGAAAUUGCUUGGACCAACCGUCGGAUACACAUUGGCUUCCUACUGUUUGAAGCUUUAUAUCACACCAUGGAUGACUCCGAUCAUUACCAAUGAAGAUCCUCGCUGGCUCGGAGCUUGGUGGAUCGGUUGGAUUAUUAUGGGGUUUGCUGUGGUUCCUCUAGGAUUGUUCAUCGGGAUGUUUCCAAGAGAGCUGCCAAAAACUGUAGCGCGUAGACAAAUAGCCUUUAAACUAAAUAAAAUCACUUCGCAGGAUGCGCCUCCAGCUUCCUGGAAGGACCUGUGCAAAGCACUAAAGCGCGUGCUGAAAAACACUAUUCUGAUGUUGAACAACGUCGGCUCAGCAUUUUAUGUGUUCGGAUAUCUACCGUACAUGAUCUAUACUCCCAAGUAUAUCGAAGUUCAGUUCAAACAGACGGCUUCCACAGCUAGUAUGGUAACGGGAACGGUGUCGCUGGUAUUUACGGCCUUUGGAGUGCUGCUUGCUGGAAUAGUUAUCACAAGGUACAAACCUACAGCUCGACAAAUGGCUGCCUGGAAUGUUUUGGUUGGCUUUCUCUCGGUUGCAGGAAUGAUAAUUUAUUCAUUAUUGAAUUGCACCGCCGAUGUUGAUCAACCGUUGGUCUCUGUUUCCGGGAAUGUUACAUGCAGCUCCGCCUGUCAAUGCGAUUUUGUCGAAUACUCACCAGUAUGCGGAGAAGAUGGCAAUACCUAUUUGUCGGCGUGCCAUGCCGGAUGCCUGCGUAGGAAUUUUAACGUGGAAGGCAGAGUUUACGAAGAUUGUCUGUGCGUUUUGUCCAAAAAUGACACCAACUUUGGUUUGAGUGCGAACCCACCCGCUGUCGGUGGGUCUGCCCAUGCAGGACCGUGUUCCGUUGAUUGCCAAAGUGCUUUUGUAACAUUCAUAUUGGUAAUGUGCAUCGUCCAUCUUAUCCUGGCGGCAGGUCGGGCAAGUAACUUCCUGGUGUCGCUACGCUGCGUCGAACCGAGAGAUAAAACGAUUUCGAUGGGCUUAGGGAUGACGAUAGCCACGCUGUCGGUGAUACCGAGUCCGAUCUUUUUCGGAAUGGUUCUCGAUUGGACGUGCCUGGUGUGGGGCAAAAACUGUUCCGGUGACGGAAACUGUUGGGUGUACGAUGAAGCAGCCUUGCGAUAUUUGUUGAACUACAUUGCGGCUGCUUUUGUCCUUGUGGGAACACUCAUCGAUUGUGCUGUCUGGUACUAUGUGAAAGAGCUUAAAGUGUUCGAUGAGGAUACGAAUGAACAGGGAAUGGCCUUACAGGAGGUACAAAGAGCAAAGGAAUAA